Molecule: messenger RNA, 2587 nt
Organism: Carya illinoinensis
Lineage: Eukaryota; Viridiplantae; Streptophyta; Magnoliopsida; Fagales; Juglandaceae
Product: acyl-CoA-binding domain-containing protein 4-like
Exons: 9
Coding region: 401-2320 (639 amino acids)
Molecular function (GO): protein binding
Source: RefSeq, a predicted model, not a curated record
AACUACUCAUAAACAACUCACAACAAAAAAUAAAGGAAAAGAAAUAAACAGUCCGUCUUUCUCCUACUUCAUACACAUGAUUUUACAUCAUCGGUCAAUGUUCUUCGAGCUUAUCCAACCACGUAGUGUAUGUUUCUAGUAUAGAAGAUUUUAAUACGGAGAAAAACGUUCUUUUCACCCCGACCCUCUGUUGCUGUUGGUUGACAGUGAUUUGGGACUUGAAAGCGCCCAUCUUUUCAUGUCCAUUGACACUGAUUGUUGAUACAUCACUCGGCUUGCUCAUCUCCUCUUUUGUAGCUUUAUUCCAUUCUCUCAUCUUCUAUUUCUUUAACUUUUCUCAAGCACUGUGUUGAAGAAAUACCAGACUUGUGCUGCUCAGAGAAGGAGCGUGUGUUUGAUAAUGGGGUCUUUGGGAGGUGAAACUGCGAAAAAGAAGGCAAUGUGGCUCUAUCCAAAGGUUUUGGGAUCCAAUCCGUCCGAGAGAUGGGGGCAUUCUGCUUGCUGUUCUCCUGGGGUUGUUUACGUGUUUGGGGGAUGUUGUGGGGGUUUGCAUUUCAGUGACGUCCUUGCGCUGCAUCUGGAUUCAAUGGUUUGGAACACUCUUGUAACCACGGGUCAAGGACCCGGCCCAAGAGACAGCCACAGUGCUGUUCUUGUGGGGCACAGGAUGAUAGUGUUUGGUGGUACAAAUGGUUCUAAGAAGUUGAAUGAUCUUCAUGUGUUAGAUCUUAAAUCCAAAGAGUGGAUACAACCUGAAUGUAGAGGGACUCCACCAUCCGCCCGUGAAAGUCAUACUGCCACGCUUAUCGGAGAUGAUAAGAUGGUUAUAUUUGGGGGUAGUGGAGAAGGAGAAGCAAACUACUUGAAUGAUUUACAUGUUCUAGACCUCAAGACUAUGAAAUGGACUUCUCCUGAGGUGAAGGGUGACGUACCUGUUCCUAGGGAUAGUCACGGUGCGGUUUCAUUUGGUAACAAGCUUUUUGUUUAUGGUGGGGACCGUGGUGAUCGUUAUCAUGGUGAUGUAGAUAUGCUUGAUAUGGAGACACUGACUUGGUUAAGGUUGGCAAUUCAAGGAUCCUCGCCAGGUGUUAGAGCAGGUCAUGCUGCUGUGAACGUUGGGACAAAGGUCUAUGUCAUUGGAGGGGUGGGAGACAAACAUUAUUACAAUGAUGUUUGGGUCCUAGAUGUGAGUACUUGUUCAUGGACUCAGCUUGACAUAUGUGGCCAGCAACCACAAGGACGCUUUUCUCAUGCAGCCAUUCUUACAAACUCAGACAUUGCCAUAUAUGGAGGGUGUGGGGAGGAUGAGCGUCCUCUCAACGAGUUUUUAGUCUUGCAGCUUGGGGCAGAGCACCCCAAUGGCCGAUACAACAUUUCGAUGUGCAAAAUUUUUGGAAACCAUUGGAAUCAAGAGAAGAGAAAUUUUCAAAGAGAAGCAGAAAAUAACGCGAAAAAUGCGCUCAUCAGGAACAAUAUAGCAUUAAUAAAGAGAGCUCAUGAACCAGAAUCAGAGACAAAAGAAUGUUUUGGCUUUAGUUCAGAUAUGUUGCAUCCAAAGAGAAGAAGAACUGCCACUUCAAAGCCGUGGGAGGCUGAAUUGGAACAAGAAGAGCAUUCUCUUUCACUUUCUCAGCAUUCGUCUUCCUCACAAUCUGAUCAAGAACAGGCCUCGCUUAAAAAAUUGAAUGAUUCCAUCUCAAUCUCUCAAGGAUUUCAUUUGUUUAAGCAAAUUCCAACCAAUUACCAAUCUAAGCUCAGAAAUAUAGCCCAAAGAACUCAACAGGAUAUUCAAUUUCUAGGAGAACAUCAAAACCAGCUAAAAUUGGAACAAUGUCUUCAUGUUGUUCCUACAGACCAAUAUUCAGAAGUAGAGCAGACAUCAUUGGGAGGAAGGCCUGCUCAAUCCCUCAUUGGUGCUGAGGUCCGAGGUAAAGUUGAUGGAGCCUUCGAUGCUGGUCUCCUGAUGACAGCAACUAUUGGUGGGAAAAUUUUUAGAGGGGUAUUGUUUGCACCGGCACCUGGAGUUGUCUCAAGAGGAACAAUUCUUGCACAAGAUCCUUCACCUAUGUCAAGCCAGAUUGCAGUUAAUCAACCCUACCCGCAGAACAUAAACCAUUCGGGAUCCUUCAAGUCGUUGCAGCAGGCAAUGAAACAUUCCACCCCAGAUUCCGGUCACAGUUUCAAGCAAGCUCAAGUGGUUCGACAAUAUCCACUCAUUAGAACUGCUCCGUCUUCAACCAAAGAGCUGAAGCUCAGAAGUGAUCUCCAAGGUGUGGUUCUAACACUAGGAGGGCCUGGAAGUGGCCAUGGCAUAUCAUAAACACAUCUGAAUUCCGCAUCAGGAUGGACAUUUGAUCCUUGUAAUUGAAUAAAUUUUGUAACUCGAAUGUUGUCUCUUUCGUGUUUUUUUUUUUUUUUAAUUUUUUGGUUUGAUUAAUUAUUAUUGGUUUUACUUUCUGGCUUUCGGAGUUAGGUAAGUUAGUUGGUCCCCUGUAUCAACCAUUGGCCUAGAUGUUUGUUUCUUAGAUGGUGUAAUGUUUAUAACCAAGACUUCCUUUCUAACGUUGUUAGCGUGCUUUGUUCAGUC